AUGCAACGGGGGUGUUACAUCUUUCUUGUUGUUGCAUUGUUAACAUAUGAUUUCUCGUAUUCCUAUUCUCUUGCCAACUUACUAGUUGACGGAAAUUCAGAGCUGAGAGAUACAGAUGGAAGUUUGGUUUGGUCUACCAAAACAUCUAAAAAGUCUGUUGCGGGUAUGAAGAUGAUGGACACUAGAAAUUUUGUCCUCCAUGAUAGCAAUAACAAUAUUGUUUGGCAGUCCUUUGAUCAUCCAACAGACACAUUACUUCCAGGCCAGAAAUUGGUGAGAGGGCAGAAGCUGGUGAGUAGUGUUUCAAAAGACAAUAUCUCAGAUGGAAAUUUCUAUCUUUCUAUGACCUCUCACGGUCUGUUUGGUUUUUACGAUGCUGAAGUCUCACAGAUGUACUUUAAAUAUUUAGAUUAUGGUGGGAACAUGGAAAGCAUAGAACUGAAGUACAAUGGAUUACCAUCCAUAAUCAAACAACUGUAG
Messenger RNA from Hevea brasiliensis (rubber tree), 480 nucleotides. Its product is annotated as EP1-like glycoprotein 4. The record is from RefSeq and is a predicted model, not a curated record. Bases 1 to 480 code for a protein of 159 amino acids. Lineage: Eukaryota; Viridiplantae; Streptophyta; Magnoliopsida; Malpighiales; Euphorbiaceae. The transcript is spliced from 2 exons.